AUGAAAUCAACGGUUGUCGCGGUCGCUGCGGCCGUGCUGGCCGGCGGUGUCAAUGCCGGUCGUGUCCACGCUCACCGCAACGCUCACCAGGCUCUGUUCGAGAGGAAGCCUCAAUUCAAUGAGAGCGAGGUCUGCGUUCCCAGCUGCACCACCAUCUACAGCACCAUCGUUGGCGAGCCAACCAUUGUCCAACCUACCCGGCCUGCCGUCACCAGCACAACCAAGGCCGUCGUGCCCACAUCAUCAGGCCCCGUGACGGUGCCCACGCCCGUCGCCCAGACCUGCCCGACGCCAGGCACUUACACCUUCCCCGCCACUACCGUCGUGGUGACCGAGACAACGACUGCCUGCGCCGCGUCCACCACCAAGGUCCCCUCUGGCACCCACACCCUUGGCGGUGUUACGACGGUUGUCACGACCGCCACUACGGUUGUCUGCCCUUACGCCACCACCUCAACCGAGAAUGGCGUCGUGACCAGCGUGAUCAAGACGACGACCUACGUUUGCCCCUCCGCCGGCACCUACACCAUUGCUCCCAUCACCACCACCGUGACUGCUCCUGAGACCACUGUGGUUGUUCCCGUCGUCACCACCAUCUGCCCGGGCACGUACACCGCCCCCGCCGUGGUGACGACCAUUACCGAGACCAGCGUGGUCGUCUACUGCCCCUUCACUUCCUCAGAGGCUCCGGCUCCCACGCUGGCUCCGGCUCCGACAUCACCUGCUCCCACAUCGGUUGCCGUUUCCGAGCCCGCCAAGCCGUCCUCCGCCGCUCCUUCUCCGUCUGCCCCGGCCCUCGGUGGAAAGGGCAAGCUGUGGGCUAUGACCUACACGCCGUACCGGGAAGAUGGUAACUGCAAGACGGCUGAAGAGGUCAUGGUUGACGUUGGUGGCAUUGCCAGCGCCGGCUUCACCACGCUGCGCGUCUACUCGACCGACUGCGACACGCUCCCCAACGUCGGCGCCGCUGCUCGUAAGUACAGCCUCCGCCUGAUUGUCGGCAUCUUCAUCGGCAAGGUUGGGUGCGACAACGGAUCCCCCGACGUCGCCGAGCAGAUCUCUGCCCUCAAAAAGUGGGCCGAGUGGGAUUUGGUCGACCUUUGCGUCGUUGCCAACGAGGCUCUCUUCAACGGCUUCUGCACCGUGUCCGAGCUCGCCGGUUUGAUCAGCCACACCAAGACGGAGCUCGCCUCGGUCGGCUACAGCGGCCCUUUCACCACCACCGACGUUGUCUCCGCCUGGAUUGGCAAUGAUGUCAGCGCCAUCUGCAGCGUCAUUGACGUCGUUGCCACCAACGCCCACGCCUACUUCAACUCCCAGACCCUUCCCAGCGAUGCCGGCAAGUUCGUCGCCGGCCAGCUGGCCAUUGUCGAGAACGUCUGCGGCAAGCCCGGCUACGUCAUGGAGACGGGCUGGCCCUCGGCCGGUAAAUGCAACGGCGUCGCCUGCGCCGGCGAGGCGGAGCAGCGGGCUGCCAUUGAGUCCAUUGGGAACGAGCUGGGCCCCAAGGUCGUCUUCUUCUCCUUCAAGGACGACCCCUGGAAGCAGCCCGGUGCCUGCGACUGCGAGCAGCACUGGGGCAUCGCCAGCGUCUUUGGCGCUGUCUAA
This is a messenger RNA of Canariomyces notabilis, 1608 nucleotides long. Its product is annotated as glycoside hydrolase family 17 protein. The record is from RefSeq and is a predicted model, not a curated record. NCBI's taxonomy places the organism in Eukaryota, Fungi, Ascomycota, Sordariomycetes, Sordariales, Chaetomiaceae. Gene Ontology annotation, molecular function: glucan endo-1,3-beta-D-glucosidase activity. Gene Ontology annotation, biological process: cell wall organization. The coding region runs from base 1 to 1608 and encodes 535 amino acids. Gene Ontology annotation, cellular component: extracellular region; fungal-type cell wall; cell surface. The transcript has 2 exons.